Messenger RNA from Tyto alba (common barn owl), 3168 nucleotides. It is a transcript of the gene OTUD6B, whose product is annotated as OTU deubiquitinase 6B. Bases 108 to 1016 code for a protein of 302 amino acids. Lineage: Eukaryota; Metazoa; Chordata; Aves; Strigiformes; Tytonidae. The record is from RefSeq and is a predicted model, not a curated record. Gene Ontology annotation, biological process: protein deubiquitination. Gene Ontology annotation, molecular function: cysteine-type deubiquitinase activity. The transcript has 7 exons.
GGGCGGGGCGGCGCUGCCGGAAGCGCGGCGAGCUCCCGCCUUUGCGCCGGGGUUCGGGGGUCAGGCGCGGCGCCGCCGCCGCCACCGCCGGGGUCCGGCGGGCGCCCAUGGAGGGCUCCGGGGACGAAGAGCCGGGGGCCGUCGGGCCGCUGCAGCAGCUGGUGAAGAAGCAGCGCAAGGAGAAGCGGGAGCUGCAGGCAAAAAUUCAAGGCAUGAAAAAUGCUGUUCCCAAGAAUGAUAAAAAGCGACGAAAACAGCUGGCUGAUGAAGUUGCCAAACUAGAGGCAGAACUUGACCAGAAGCACAAGGAGGAAUUAAAGCAGCUGAAGGAAGCUUCACCAGAGCAGAAUAAGACAGAUUGUGUAGCUGAUGGGGUUGCAAAUUUAGAGCUUGAAGGAGUAGAGCAACAGAUUCAGCAUCCUCGAAUAUCAAAAGCACAGAAGAGGCGGGAAAAAAAAGCUGCCUUGGAGAAAGAAAGAGAAGAAAGGAUAGCUGAAGCUGAGAUAGAAAAUUUAACAGGUGCUAGACAUCUUGAAAGUCAGAAACUUGCUUCCCUCUUGGCAGCAAGGCAAUUGGAGAUUAAACAGAUCCCUUCAGAUGGCCACUGCAUGUACAGAGCCAUUGAAGAUCAGCUCAAGGAUUGCCAGAAUUCCUGGACUGUUGCAACUCUGAGGAACCAAACAGCAAAGUAUAUGCAAAGUCACUUUGACGACUUCCUGCCUUUUCUUACAAACCCUGGUACUGGAGACAUGUAUAGCAAAGAGGAAUUUGAAAAAUACUGUGAUGAUAUAGCAAAUACAGCUGCAUGGGGUGGUCAGCUGGAACUAAGGGCUUUGUCGCACAUUUUGCAAACACCUAUUGAAGUAGUGCAGAUGGAUUCCCCUCCCAUUAUUGUUGGUGAAGAAUAUUCAGGCAAACCAAUAAUACUUGUGUAUAUGAGACAUGCCUAUGGAUUAGGAGAACAUUACAAUUCUGUAAAACUUCUAACAGAUGCUGCUACAGAAAAUGGCAGCUAGCAUACAAAAGUCAUAAAUCCACAUGGAUAACAUUUGCAUCUUGAUGUGCUAGUCUCCAGACAAUUCCUAGACAGACUGGAAAGUAAAACUAAAUAGAAUGGACUAAAAAUGAAGGAAAAAAAAAAAAAAACAAAACAAAACCCAAACAAAAACAAACAAAAAAAAAAGGCAAAACAAAUUUACAAGAUUUGAAGAUAAACCAGAAAUAGCUCUUGAUUUAAAAUGAAACCAAAACUACACAACAGUAUUUUUAACUUGUUGGUAUGAAUCAUGUUUAGAAGAUCUUCUCUAAAAUGGUGGCUGUGUAGAUCAGAAUUUUUUUCUUAAAUAGAGCUUCAUCCCAUGCUGCAGUGAAAAUACUGAGUAGUAAAUGUUUUUGUUAAUCUGCAUCUUUGCUGAAAAAUUAAGGUUACCCAAAGGUUCCUGUUACAUUAUUUCUGGCAGGUUUUGAUCAUCAUGUAAGAGUUAAGGCAUUUAAAAGAAUUGAUUUUGAUUGAUGGAAUAUCCUUCACAGUGUUUAUUUAGUUUUAUCAGGAUCUAGCUUUAAGGCUGUAGUAGGGAUUCCCUUCUUUAUUUGGGCAGAGAAAAGCUGGAGGCAAAUCCAGAAGUAGAAUAUCCCGUUUGACUGAAAGACUUGCACAGUCUUUUUAUUUUAAGGACUUUUAUCUAAGAUUUUUACCAAGGUUUGAGGAGUUCAUUUUUUUUUUUUUUUGCUGUUGACAGUAGUAACUGAACACUUGAUGCUGUUACCAGUACUGAAUCUGUAAGAGCAGCAUCGUUUAUGACUAUUCAUCAUACUACUGAUGCAACUUAACCGUGCUGUUCAUCCUUCGUAGUCUCUCAUCUGUGCAUUUCGAUGAUACAGAAAUCUUACAAACAAAAAGCUCCUCCAUGUCCUCACUUCAAGUAGUGAAACUCAUCUGAAAUAGUAAUUUAUGGAUCUGCUGAUCUAAGCACUUCGUGAUCUGAAGUGUGAUGUUUUAUAAUGCUUAAAACAGCUGGUUGCAUACAGAUGUGAAAAUAACCACCUGGGUUUUGUCAAUAACUUCAAAGGUGAUCUGCAAAAGAAUUAUUUUCAUUGCUCCAUAUGAUGCACGUUGACUCAAAAGGUGGGUUUUUUCAAAAUGGCUUGACUUUUUACAUUAGAAAUGUGGAUUUUUGUCUUCAAGUCACCGUAAAUGUGACUCCAAAAUUAGCAGCAUACUGAAACCAAAGUUGUAAUGCAAUUGUUUUUUAACAGUAGAAGUGAUUAUUUUAUUUUCUUUAAAGCCUUAGUCAAUAACAUGAUAAUUUUAUUUUAGUGCUGGUGAGUUGGCUUGGAGAAAAGCGGUUUAUGUCAAGUUUAAACACCUUUGACUUUUGAUUUGAGGAUUAUGACCUAACAGUGCAUAUCUUGUAAUCCUUCUGUAAAGCUAGCCAGCGGAUUGAUGUUCCUGGGACUUAAUAAAUGAGAGGGAAAAAUCUGUUUUUACUUAAGAAGAAGAAAAUAAGUGUUCACUUUAUGGAUCAGAUUAUGUCUGAUUUAAAGCACUUUGAGAGAGAGAGAGAGGGUUAAAAAAAAAAUCAGACCAUUAUAGCAGGGGGUUUUGGACAAGCAGAACUUGAAUUGUGACUUCCUUAGAAUGGUGCCUGCCAGGAAAACAAAGUAUUAACCAGAUCAGGAGUUUUUACAUCCUUAUUUAUCUGAUACUGUAUAGCAAAUAUAGCUGUAUUUGUAACAGCUGGUUUACUGUAGAAUUUGGUUUACUGCCUUGAUUGUAUAAAACAACAAUGUUUUUAAUUUCAAACCAAAAAUCAGAUACAAUAGUAUGGAAAAGUGUCUCUAUCCAUAAUACCACUCUGAACUUCACUGAAAAUAAUAAUCAGAAAUAGUCUGUGUUGCUUAGAAUUGGUGUGAUAUGAAAUGCACAUACUGCUUUUUAUAGAUACCCUGUGAAAAAAGUUCUUUGGUUUAUUGAGUUUUCAUUCUUGUUUGAUUAACUAUCAGAGAAAAGAUGCCAGAAUUGUGGAAUGCCUAUACCAACAGUUUGUCCUGUUGAAGAUGUUUACAAUUUGUAUAAAGCGAGAUAAUGUUCUAAUAUUGUGAGUGAAAGAUCCUUGCUCAUGCUGUAUGGGACUUGCCAAAAAGUAAUAAAUUGGUUUAUUUGUGGCA